Messenger RNA from Acanthamoeba castellanii str. Neff, 693 nucleotides. RefSeq lists its product as uncharacterized. The annotation marks the transcript as partial. The transcript is spliced from 2 exons. Gene Ontology annotation, biological process: actin crosslink formation; parallel actin filament bundle assembly. Gene Ontology annotation, molecular function: actin filament binding. Gene Ontology annotation, cellular component: cortical cytoskeleton. Lineage: Eukaryota; Discosea; Longamoebia; Acanthamoebidae. The record is from RefSeq and is a predicted model, not a curated record.
AUGGGAGACAAGGAGAACCUGGAUCUGUUGACGGCGCGUCCCUACAAGGACCAGGCCUGUUGGUUCCUCAACGCCUACUGGGAGGACUUUGGCGAGAAGGAGGCCGAGAAGGUGUGGUCCUUCGUCAAGAAGUGCGCCGAGCUCGACGAGAACAAGCGCGCCGAGGGGUCGGACCUGGACGAGUUCCAGGCCCACCGCUUCCUCGAGCACUUCAAGGAGACCCUCACGGUCCAGGGCAUGCGCGACAAGCUGCGCUCGUCGGGCGCCAUCGCUGGCCAGGUCAAGCGUGUGCCCCUCCUCCACAUCCUCAUCUUCAAGUACAACAUCGACUGGAGGCAGAUGAUCAACGCUCCUCAGGGCAGCAAGGAGGAGGUGGCCAAGGCGCAGGCCCUGCUGGACCAGGUGCAGUCGGCGCUGAGGGAGUCGCAGGCCAAGGACCAGCAGGCCGCGGCCGCGCUGAGGGAGGCCACCGAGCAGGAGGCCGCCGCCAAGCGCGCCGAAGCCGACGCCAAGGCCCGCGAGGCUGAGGCCAAGCAGCGUGAGGCCGAGGCCAAGGCGAGCGAGGAGCAGGCCAAGGCCCGCGAGGCCGACGCCAAGGCGCGCGCCGCGGAGGCCAGCGAACGCGAGGCCGAGGCCAAGGCCAGGGAGGACGAGCUGCAGGCGGCCAAGGCCGAGCUCGAGGCGGCGCUCAAU